UAUUAGCACGCGGUUUCUAAUAGCAGUUUAAGGGAAAUUUCAAAUGCAACUUGGAUCAACUAUGAGUUGUUGAAUAGUGUAUAUAAGAUCGAGUAACCUUCAUCAAACCAACACCACGAAAAAGACGACAAGGAGGGACACAGGAAACAUGUCAUCCAGCACUGCUGCCAUACUAGCCCUCGUCAUCAUCCUCCUCCCGCCGAUAACUCUCGCCGGCGAUCUUCAUGGCUUCCGCGCCACUCUUACUCGCAUCCACGAGCUCUCCCCCGGCAAAUACUCGGAAGCGGUACGCCGCGACAGCCACCGCAUCGCUUUUCUCUCCGACGCCACCGCAGCCGGCAAGGCCACCACCACCAACUCGUCGGUCAGUUUCCAGGCACUGCUUGAGAACGGCGUGGGAGGGUACAACAUGAACAUCUCCGUCGGCACGCCGCUACUCACCUUCUCGGUCGUGGCCGACACCGGCAGUGACCUCAUCUGGACGCAGUGCGCGCCGUGCACCAAAUGCUUCCAGCAGCCUGCGCCGCCAUUCCAGCCGGCGAGCUCCUCCACCUUCUCCAAGCUCCCGUGCACCAGCUCCUUCUGCCAGUUCCUACCCAACUCCAUCCGCACGUGCAACGCCACCGGCUGCGUCUACAACUACAAGUACGGCAGCGGCUACACCGCGGGCUACCUCGCCACCGAGACGCUCAAAGUCGGGGACGCCUCUUUCCCCAGCGUCGCGUUCGGGUGCAGCACGGAGAACGGCGUGGGCAACUCGACGUCGGGCAUCGCGGGUCUUGGCCGCGGCGCGCUGUCCCUCAUACCGCAGCUCGGCGUCGGCCGGUUCUCGUACUGCCUCCGCUCCGGCUCUGCCGCCGGCGCCAGCCCGAUACUGUUCGGCUCCCUGGCCAAUCUUACGGACGGAAAUGUCCAGUCGACGCCGUUCGUCAACAACCCCGCGGUACACCCCUCGUACUACUACGUCAACCUCACCGGCAUCACCGUCGGUGAGACGGACCUCCCGGUGACGACCAGCACGUUCGGCUUCACGCAGAACGGCCUCGGCGGCGGCACGAUCGUGGACUCCGGCACCACGCUCACGUACCUCGCCAAAGACGGCUACGAGAUGGUGAAGCAGGCCUUCCUGUCCCAGACGGCUGACGUGACCACGGUGAACGGCACGCGCGGCUUGGACCUGUGCUUCAAGAGUACCGGCGGCGGCGGCGGCGGCAUAGCCGUGCCGAGUCUGGUGCUGCGCUUCGAUGGCGGAGCUGAGUACGCCGUGCCAACUUACUUCGCCGGAGUUGAGACGGACUCGCAGGGCAGUGUGACCGUAGCGUGCUUGAUGAUGCUGCCGGCGAAGGGUGACCAGCCGAUGUCUGUCAUAGGCAACGUGAUGCAGAUGGACAUGCACCUGCUCUACGAUCUCGACGGCGGGAUUUUCUCCUUCGCUCCGGCGGAUUGCGCCAAAGUGUGAUUUGUACCGUCCGUUUGGUUACUGUAUUAACCGGCGAGAGUAAUAAGUCUACGAGUGCCUACCUACCAUAUCAGCCAUUUGAUGUUGCUGUUGGUCAAGUCUUUCUUCUUGUUUUGCACAUAUCGUCCUGAGUCAGUCCGUCUGCUGGUUCCUUAAUAUGUGGUGAUGAAUGAAUUCUAUGUUCCGUGCCUUUGAAUUAA
Messenger RNA from Oryza sativa Japonica Group (Japanese rice), 1659 nucleotides. Its product is annotated as aspartic proteinase nepenthesin-1. Lineage: Eukaryota; Viridiplantae; Streptophyta; Magnoliopsida; Poales; Poaceae. Gene Ontology annotation, molecular function: aspartic-type endopeptidase activity. Gene Ontology annotation, biological process: proteolysis. Gene Ontology annotation, cellular component: extracellular region. The record is from RefSeq and is a predicted model, not a curated record.